Molecule: messenger RNA, 4677 nt
Organism: Aspergillus thermomutatus
Lineage: Eukaryota; Fungi; Ascomycota; Eurotiomycetes; Eurotiales; Aspergillaceae
Exons: 3
Coding region: 1-4677 (1558 amino acids)
Biological process (GO): secondary metabolite biosynthetic process; amino acid activation for nonribosomal peptide biosynthetic process
Cellular component (GO): cytoplasm
Molecular function (GO): catalytic activity; phosphopantetheine binding
Source: RefSeq, a predicted model, not a curated record
AUGAAAGCAAUGGAUAUGCAGGAGCAAAUCGUCGAGGAAAUUGCCAGAGCGCUGAAUGUCUCCACAGAAGAGGUGGACCUUUCCUUGACCUUUGCCCAUCUCGGAGGACAUUCGUUAGCCGCCCUCAAGCUUGCAGGUGCUUGCAAGCAGAGAGGAAUCGGAAUCUCCGUGGGCGAGAUAUUGCAGUGCAGUUCUAUCACUGAUUUGAUAUCGUGCGCGAGGCCUAUCUCUGCCUCGAGCCACAUCGGCAAAACUGUGGAUGCAAUUACUACCGUGAACCCCACCGAGGACUUCCUGUGUCCUUCAAAGGAGCAGACUACCUCCAAUACUCUAUGCUUCCCUUUCCCCCGUUGUCAGACCCCCGGGUCUACCACCGCUCCCGAUUCUUCGGAUGCCCAGAAGGUCUCUAUCCCAGAGAUGCAGCUAUCGUUGAUUAGAGGGAGCUUAACGCGGCCAGGCCACAAUAUCCUGGCGUACAGUCGCAGGUGCCCCGCUGGCCAGUUGCCUGCAAUGAAAGCGGCCUGGCAACAUGUCCUCGAGUGGGAGGAGAUCUUCCGAACGGAGUUUCAAAUUGAAGACGGCCAGGAGUAUCUUAUCGGCUCCGGCUUUACCCCGAGUCAAUGGACCGAAGUCACGGUGAGAGACCAGGCGGCCCUGGAGGUCGAGUUAAUGCAGCCUCCCAGCUUCACCGGGGUCGGCUGGAAGUUUAGAACCAUCACCAUCGCGGAGGAUGAUACGGCCCAUCUUUUGUGGCACGUCCACCACGCUCUGAUCGACGGAUACUCGAUGAAGAUCCUCCUUGACAAGGUGUCGCAUGUAAUGGCCGGGCUCUCCAUCUUACCAGGACCCUCGUUCGUGACCGUCGCCAGGAUGCGAGAGAUUCAGAUCGAGCAGCGCCGGGCAGAAGCCAUAGCCUACUGGCAAUCACAGAGAGAAAGCCUGGAAAGAGCUACAGGUGAGAUCGCGCUGCCGUGCUUGGCCACCAGCGUGAAGCAGUCGAGUUUCUGGAAUGGUCUGGCCACAUAUCCAGUGGACGUUACACCCUUCGAGCUGGAACAGUACGCCCAGUGCCACGGCGUUACCGUUGCUUCCAUCUACUAUGCGUCUUGGGCGUUGGUCCUGUCCAGGCUGUGUGACUCGGACUGCGUUCUAUUUGGGGCCGUCAUGUCCGGCAGGUCGUUACCCGUGGCUGGCAUCCUGGAGGUGGUCGGUAGUCUGGUGAAUACAUUACCAAUCGUCGUCACCGUGGAGGACAGCAUUCACACUACUGCAUUCGUGAAGAAAGUCUUCGAGCAGCUCGCGGAGCUGGCUGCGUACGACUGGACGGUACCCGAGCAUGGUUAUCACCGCCGCUUUUCGUCCCCUGGCGAUGCACGGCUACCUCUCCCCAGUUCACGGAUGAAUAGUGAAAUCCCCCUGAGCUUGCUCAUAGAGACAGACGGGAAAAUCUGCGUCCAGUUCUCGGAGCAGCGGUAUCACAAGCAACAGAUCGACUUCGUGGGGCUCCAGUUCUCCCGAAUGGUCGCCCGCCUGCUACGGUCCCCCAACACCGUGGGCAUGUGUGUGGAGGAAAUGGUCUCCCUACAGGACCGACAAAUGCUGUUCCAGCUGGGCAACUGCCUGUCGGGAUUGACGACGGAAACCUCGGUUGACGAGGAUCUUGUAACUCUCAUAAAAAAGGCGGCGUCGAAAGAUCCGCUCGCGUGCGCGGUGCAAAAGCUAGACCAGACCAUGUCUUACGAAGAGCUCGACCGCUGGAGUGACUGCGUUGCGGGGCAUCUGGCCACCGUUGUUCAGAAGGGAGACAUUGUCUGCGUUCAUGCAGAGCCGUCCAUCUACUGGAUUGUGGCGGUCUAUGCCGUUCUCAAGGCCGGCGGCGUUUAUUGUCCUCUCAACGCAAAGUUCGACCCUGAGCUUCGGUCGAGUAUGUUCGAGCUAUCAGCAGCCGCAGUGUACCUGACACCUUCAACCGCUGAGAAGAAGUGUCGGCCCAGCACAAGUCACCACUGCUGGGCAGUUGAGGACCUCCUGCAACAACACCCAGAAGCUCAAGGAGGACCGGAACAGGGCCAUGAAGCUGAUCCCGCAGCGAACGCAUAUCUCUGCUUUACAUCCGGGUCCACCGGCAAGCCCAAGGGUGUCUUGUGCACGCACCGAGGGUUGGUUGCCUUUCAGCGGGACCGGGAAGUCCGCCUGUUCGCAGAGCCGGGGCGCAAGAUCGCACAGAUCAUGUCCCUCUCGUUCGAUGGCAGCAUUCAUGAGCUGUUUUCUGCUCUGAGCUAUGGAGCGACCCUGGUUCUGCCGCAUCCACACGAGCCAUUCUCCCAUCUUCUGGAGGUAGACUCGUGCAUUCUCACCCCGUCUUUGGCCGCGACUAUGGACCCGAAGGACUAUCCGAACCUGGUGACCGUCUAUCUUGUCGGUGAGCAAGUAACGCAGGAAGUGAACGACCGAUGGGGUUCGUGCACAACGCUCUACAACAUGUAUGGUCCAACGGAGGCCACCUGUGGUGCCUCUAUCAAGCGAUUACUUCCGGGGCGAUGUGUCACCAUUGGGCGUCCGAACCCCUCCACGCGCAUCUAUAUCCUGGAUCAGCAUCGGCGCUUGGUCCCCCGCGGAAUGACCGGUCAGAUAUAUCUUGGCGGAGUGCAGGUCUCCAACGGCUAUCUGAACCAGCCUGGUCUGACCAACGAUCGCUUCCAUGCGGACUCGGUGUGUCGGGGAUUGCGGGAACGCAUGUACGCCACGGGGGAUAUUGGGUACUGGAACAAUGAGGGCGAACUCGUCUGCCUGGGUCGGAAUGAUCGCCAGAUCAAACUCCGAGGGUUCCGCCUGGACCUGGAGGACAUCGAGGCUCGCAUCUCCAGUAUUCAGGGUGUCAAUGCGGCUGCUGUCACUCGUCACGAGGACGACCUGAUCGCCCUCGUCCAACCUAGCAGCAUCUCGGCGGCAUGGUGCAAGGAACGAAUGGCUAGCGUGCUCCCAGCUCAUGCCAUUCCACGGUAUAUCAUCCCCGUAGACCGGUUCCCCAUGACGAUGGCAGGCAAGCUGGACUACAAGGAGCUCCCUAACUGGCUUGAACGGACUCGUACUGCCCCGGUGGCUACACAUAUGAGCCCUACCGAGCGGCGUAUUGCCAAAAGCUGGUGUGAUCUACUGGGGCAAGUAAAGACCGAAGAAAUCGCCCCGGACUCCAGCUUCGUGGCGAUGGGUGGCCAUUCCCUUCUGCAGCUGCGACUGGCAAGCCGUCUUUCUGCCGAGUUUGGACGCACGGUUCCUCUCGCUGUAAUUGUCAACGCACUGUCUCUUCGGGAUAUGGCCCGCCAUGUGGAUAAACUUGUCACCCGUGGGUGUCACCUAACCACACAUCCCGUGAGCCAGAUGGGCCCGAAUGAUGUUUCUCGGAUGGAGGCCGAAUGGCUGGCCAAGUACGGCUCCAACAACAACAGCGGUGGCACGACCAAUGUCACGACGUUCAACGUCUCGUUUGCCUGCAGCCUGCCCCCGUCGAUUGAUAUGGAUCGCCUGUGCGCCAGUUGGAAUACGGUCAUGGCUCACCACCGUAUUCUCCGGUCUAGAUAUCUAGUCAGUGACAGGGCAUGCCCAGUGCGGGUCUACUCGCAUCAGCCACCAGCAGCUCAGCUCGUGGAUAACCUUGAUGGCCGCGCAGAAAUCAACCGUCCGUUCCACGUGGAUCGGGAGGAUCUCAUUCGAGUGCUCAUAUCCCCGACGUUGAUGGUGGUCGUCGUAAGCCAUCUCAUUUGUGACCUCACGACGAUGCGAUUGCUAUUGAAGCAGGUGGAGGAUGAAUAUCACGGGAAUGUCCUGCAGCCAGCCAGCAUCCCAUAUGAAACCGCCGAUGCCUGGCAGCGACAAGCCUCGGAGGAGGACCUCGCUUUCUGGACGACAUACCUCAAGGAUGUACCCCGCCCGGAAUCACAGCGCAGCAGCUACAGUGGCCGAUCGCGGGUGAGUAUCAUCUCCAAAGAGACAGCCGAUGCCGUGACGCAGUUCGUCCAGUCGUCCCCUUUUACCCACCACCAGCUUGCCCUGGCAGCCGUUGCCGUAGCUCUACAGGCGGGGAAUGACCGGGUGGACGUCCUUCUUGGGGGCCCCUUUGCCAACCGCUGGUCUGAAAAUGACAUGAAAACCGUCGGUCUAUUCCUGGAACCCCUGCCCAUCCGGAUCCGGUUUGCUGCGGACCACUCGUCCGAUGCUCAGGCCUUUCUGCGCUGUGUGUUGUGCUCCAGCCAGGCGGCCCUUGCCCAUGCCGUUCCGUGGCAGGAUCUUCUCUGCCACCUGGGGGUGACACCGGAAUAUCCUAACCAUCCUCUGUUUGAGACAAUGGUCACGUUCCACGAGCGACAGGAUGCGCUGACGUUCUCCCUGGACAACGCAAAUACGCUGCUCAGCUGGUCUAAUGGCGCCAAAUUUGGUCUCAUGUGUGAACUUACAGCUCUACCCGACGGGCACAUCCUCCUACGGCUGGAAUACGAUGACAGUAUCUGGGAUGAAGUCGAGAUAGGUCGGGUUGAAAGGUCCAUCGCUCGUUCAUUGGAGCUGUUGGCCCAGAACUCGUCGUACGCCGAUAUGAUCAACACGUUGCGCGGCGCGACAGAACAGCCCCUACAACCGUCAGAGGAACUAGGCUUGAAUCUGGCCGGCUACACUCUUUAG